Puccinia graminis f. sp. tritici CRL 75-36-700-3 is the source of this 3482-nucleotide messenger RNA. RefSeq lists its product as uncharacterized. The transcript is spliced from 5 exons. Bases 63 to 2930 code for a protein of 955 amino acids. Lineage: Eukaryota; Fungi; Basidiomycota; Pucciniomycetes; Pucciniales; Pucciniaceae. The record is from RefSeq and is a predicted model, not a curated record.
GGUCUACAUACAAGAACUUGGCGGUCUACAACUCAGGACAAACAGAGUGAUCCAAGCUCAUAAUGCCAGACAUAUCCAAGCAGGACGGCUCAGAUAAUGCCGAGAAGCUCGUCGACGAAGACAUCUUGAGUACUUCGGAUACUAUGGUCGAAGACAUCGCUGAUGAUCCCGAUACUAUGGAUGAAGACACCUCAGAGGAUUCUUACCAAGACAGCGAUGAUAACAUGGAUGAAGACAGCUCAGAUGAUUCGGACUACGAUGUCAGCUUACAAGAUGACUUGAACGCGGCUUUCAAAAUCAUCAAGACUCCCGGGACAUUUGCUGCAUGGGGUUCGCUUCCGACCACUCCACCUGCCGGGCUUCAUGUGAACGGCGUCGCAGACAUUGCACUGCCUCUGAGCGAAGAAUCUGUUCGACGGCUGAUCGAGAAAGCACAUCAGGCUCCCUUCGGCCGCAGGAGCGAGACACUGAUUGAUGUGUCUGUCCGCAACACAUGGGAAAUCGACGGUGAUCAGUUGCGCUUCCUCGACCCCCUAUGGCAGGGUUAUCUGCUUGAUUUGAACAAACGUGUUGCGACCAGUCUGGGUAUCGAUGGGCCGAUUCGAUCGGAGUUGUACAAGAUGCUCAUAUAUGAACAGGGGGCCAUGUUUAAGCCACACACCGACACCGAAAAAACUCCGGGCAUGUUUGGAACUAUGAUAAUCUGUUUACCAUCGCCUCACACGGGCGGUGAAGUGGUUGUGAAGCACAACGGGGAAUGCAAGACGUUGAGCACAUCGGCUGCCAAGCAAUCAUUUGCUUGCUGGUACUCGGACGUGACCCAUGAAGUUCUACCGGUCAAAUCGGGAUACCGAUGCGUCUUGACAUACAACCUUGCCAUCAAGCCCGGUGAAUCCACGCCAGCAGCAAGUAGAUUCGACAUCCAAAAGCAACCACUCAGAAGGACGCUCAGACACUGGCUCAGAGACCUCUAUAAUGGCGAAAGCUAUCUUUACCAUGCCCUCGAGCACGAAUAUACGGAAGCUUCCAUGUCCCUCCAAACACUCAAGGCUGAAGACUUUGCCCGGGUAAGAGUAGUACAAGAUCUUACGGCUGAGUUACCUUUUGAAAUAUUCUUGGCGUUACUAGAGAAAAAAGAGGAAGGAGAUUGCGAGCCAGAUUGGACUGGCGGAGAUGAUGAAAUUCGAUGUAGAUAUGGUUACAACGAUGGUGAUCUUGAGAUCAAUGAGAACGGUGGAGAUCAUGUGCUCGAUGAGGUUAAUGAUACUAGCUAUUCCGUGAAGUCACUCCGCGCCCUUGAUGGUACAGCUAUUGCCAGUAACUUUGAUUUUGACGAGGACUGUUGCACGGAGGAAGAUCCUUUCGAGAUGGUAGGGGUGGCUAGAGAGGAAUACGAAGCUUACCAUGGAAAUUGGGGUCCUUCUGCUACCCAUUGGUAUCGUCGUGCAGCUCUUGCCAUUGUUCCCCACGAAAGCCUUGAAGAGUUUCUAACCAAAUGCGAACAUGGGGAUAGCAAGAAUGCCAACCCAAUUCUUCGUUACCUUGGACAACGUUGUUCGGAGCCUACAGCUUCAAUCCGCCUGCUUGAUCUGAUGGCCAAGCUCUGUCGCAGGCGAUCCGGCAAUCGUAUGCAAUCAGAGACAAUCAUCGUUAUCUUGAAGGCUGCCCUUCAACACGCUCACUAUGAGCUAUUUCACGCCGUCGCAACCCGCCAUCAAGGCGAAUUACCAGUUAGUUUUGCUGACUGGUCAAAGGAAUGGAUCAACACGCUUCCAGAGGUAGACCGUGCAGACAGGUAUCAGAGGUGGAUACCAUUGCUCAUUGACGCCUAUCCGUCUAUGGCUAAACGCACCGAAUUUUUCGAAAGGAUUUCCCAACAGAAAACUGAUGACUCCUCCGUGCCAGAUGCUGUACUUACAAGCCAGCCCUGGGCGCAAAACCUGUUCCGUCAGUCCAUCACAAAUCUACUCGAGACCACCACGAAACCCGCUGAAGAAGAGGGAGGCGCGAUUGUGUCCUCCAUCUUUAAUCUUAAUGAUACCUGGGAAAGCACAUCUACGUUUCUCACCUCGAUAUUUGACCGCUUCCUCAAAGUCGAAGGUAUUGCAUUCUUGCUCGGUUUCCUUUCUCAACUUAAGACUCUUGGAACGGCGGCACAGUAUCCAAUUUCCAACACCGUAGAACUCCGUAGAAAGCUUAGCUUGCGCCUUUUCAAUGGGGAACGGACGCCUGCAGACAUCUUUACCGGAGUUGAAUCUGAGGACAUGGAGGACGCCCCACCGGAACCCGCGGUUUGCGAAAGGGCUUUGGCUGGAUUUUUCUGUGAUCUUUAUGACCUGAGCGCCGAUGGAACAAACUUAAUGGAGCCGUUUAUCGAACAAAUUAAUGCACGAUGUACUACAUUCUCAGAAGCAGAAAUGACCGAGUUCUGGAUGCCGUUCCUCUAUCAACUCAUUUCAGGUCUGGCUUCUCGAUCAGUCCCGCUCAACACGCCUUUAUACCAGCAGCUCACUCGCCAAUUCCUACAGCACUACGAGGAGAAAUGCAUUGGGCCGAUGCCUCAUGCAGGUAUCAACACCCAAAGCCCUCAGGUGUCUUGCAGAUGUGCCGACUGCAAGAAACUCAACAAAUUCCUCCAAGAUGGAUCCGAGCGAGUGAUCCAAUUCAAAGUAGCCCAGAAGAGACGUCAACAUCUCGCCAAGAAAAUCGAUGAAACUAGCAUCUCCUGUUCACACGAAACACAGCACUUUGGAAGCCCUCUUACCUUGCUCGUCAAGAAAUGUCGCACCCUGGAUGAGGAGAUCAACAAAUGGAAAUCGGACCGAAAAUUCCACUAUCUUCGUGUUUGUAGAUCCAUCAAACAAGAGCACCUUGAAAACUUGCUCGGUGUUGAAGAAGCGGCCCGUCUCCAAUCAUUAUCUGUGUCAUGAAUACAAGUCACCACAUAUCAAACUCUGCAAUCAUCAACCCUCUCACAGGCUAUCACACCCUACCCCUAAAGCAAAAUACCAUCUGUUUUUCUCUUUUUCCUCUCCUGUACACAUAUCAUGGUCAUUUACCUCCACAAACAGUACCUCCCGCCCCAGACAUACAUACACAACAUCAAACCACAAAGGGUAUCAGCCCUCUUAUGAGAAAAAGAAAAAUUAACUUUCUCCACUAGUCCAAUCACUCAAGGUCUCUUGAUGCUCUGGCUCAUCGACACCCUAAACGUGCCUGCUGCUCCUGUGAAUCAAUGAUGGUUAAUUUACCCAAGAGGUGUUUCACUCAUUAGCACAGCUGCCUUAGUUUUUCCUAGCUGUAGAGGGCUAUUUAUUUCAGUAAACACAAGCUAGAAAUUGUGACUGCAUUCCUCCACAGGCUUCAUCUGAAAGCAUGCUUCAUGGAGUUGCCAUAACUCGACAGCUACUGCAGCAUCAACAUGUCCUCCAAUCAAUGGAUUACACACAUGUUCCUGUUUUUUUUUUUUUUUUUUUUUUUUU